Phoenix dactylifera (date palm) is the source of this 768-nucleotide messenger RNA. Lineage: Eukaryota; Viridiplantae; Streptophyta; Magnoliopsida; Arecales; Arecaceae. The record is from RefSeq and is a predicted model, not a curated record.
GUAGUAUUCCUUAAACCCACUUGUUACGAGAUAUCUAUUUUGGCGAGGUGUCUGUUUGACAAAGGAGGCUUCAACUUUUGUCAUGUAUCUUUGCUGUUGUGUGUUUAUUCCGGAUUUUCAGAUAUCGUAACUUUUUUGCUUAUAUUGUUGAUUGAGUUCUUUAUUAUGUGUGACUGCAAGUACAGGCAACCUAACAAAUGACAAGGAGAGCUCUUUCCUACAUCAAAUGCUUCUUUUAUAAGAAUAUUAAAAGUAAUGUACUUUUAAUAUUUAACUAAUAUUGAUUCUUUUUUGUGCAUACUAGAUUACAAUAUGCCGCGAGGAAGACGUUUCAGAAAUAUUGAGUUUCAGUACACAUCCGUGGGAUCUACUUCUGAUCGUUCCCAGCAGCCCGAUGAGCCCCAUACUCAGUCCGGGUCCCAGUCGGAGCACGCUCCACCUGCAGAUCGUCCAGACACGGAUGAUGUGGACGUCCUGGAUGGACUGGGGAGAGUGAGGAGAACACGAGGGCCCACUCGAGCACGGGACGUAUGGAGCCUACCUGAGGAUGAGAAGAUUGUCGUCCAUUGCAACGAACUAGGGCAGCCCAUCAAGAAUGCUGCAAGCAUUUCAUCCACUUUUUUAGGAUCGGUUGCGCGGAAGGGACAAUUGUGUCCACUCAACUAUACGAAAUGGGACGAAAUGCUUCCUUCGUAUAAGGUUGAGCUUCUUAGAGUUGAUGAGGUAAAGAAUUAAAUUUGCUUACUAUCUUCAAUUAUUUUUUGAUUU